Sparassis crispa is the source of this 522-nucleotide messenger RNA. Its product is annotated as Transmembrane protein. The record is from RefSeq and is a predicted model, not a curated record. The transcript is spliced from 4 exons. Gene Ontology annotation, cellular component: endoplasmic reticulum. The coding region runs from base 1 to 522 and encodes 173 amino acids. NCBI's taxonomy places the organism in Eukaryota, Fungi, Basidiomycota, Agaricomycetes, Polyporales, Sparassidaceae.
AUGAUGCACUUGCCCGUGUCUCUAUUGCUUGACCUCCAGGCAUUGUAUCCAAAAUCAUUGGUCCCUGCUGCCAUUGCAUCGCUGCCUGAGUUUUACAUCUCGAAGUCGAGCGACCCCCUCGUUGGUGGAGUGAUGGGACUUCUGGGGGACAGCGACAGAUACGUCUGGUUCAAAUCUCUCCUAAUGCUGGAAGCGGUUUUCCAGGUUCCUGUAUUCAUCAUUGGAAUGCGCGGUCUUUGGAAGGAUGCGCGCUCUAUCUACGUGCUCUUGUUGAUUUACGCCGCGUCGACAGCUACGACCACUCUUCCCUGUCUUGCCGUCAUUCUCUCAACCCCGAUUUUGGGCGCUAGUAACGUGGCCGCAGGAGUGGUCCCUAUCACAUCAGAGCAGCGGCUUAUGCUGCUAUCCAGCUAUGUUCCAUUCCUCAUUUUGCCGCUGUUCAUGACGGUCGACAUGGCACUCCGGUUGUGGAAACUUCUGGAAGUAGGAAAUCAAUCACAGCUUGCUGCCAAAACUAAGUAG